Microplitis demolitor is the source of this 8512-nucleotide messenger RNA. RefSeq lists its product as uncharacterized. The record is from RefSeq and is a predicted model, not a curated record. The transcript has 4 exons. Gene Ontology annotation, cellular component: nucleus. Gene Ontology annotation, molecular function: chromatin binding; histone methyltransferase activity; protein binding. Bases 662 to 7564 code for a protein of 2300 amino acids. Lineage: Eukaryota; Metazoa; Arthropoda; Insecta; Hymenoptera; Braconidae.
UAAUAAUGUGAGACGCGAUGUUGUAUGCGUAUUAUACGACAUUUAUGUGAAAAUAUGUAAUUUAUUGUGUGACAUUAAUAAUCCGCAGGUGCGGAUACCAUGCUAUUAACAAUAACAGAUAAAGUGUUUUAUUUGUGUUAUUAUUUAAAAAUAAUAAUACUAACAAUUGUAAAUAAUAACAAAAAAUAAUGGAUAAUAUAUGUACGCACUUAAAUGUACCAACGCCAUUUUGUGUAGCACGCAUGAAGAUACGUAAACAUACAGAUAAAACUUUCUAAUUGUGUUUAUAUAUAUGUCGUGUAAGUUUUUACAAUUAUAAAAUAAACCCAUGCAUAAUUGAACAUUACUACUGAUAACUAAUAAAUAUAUUUGUACUCAUUAUCAAUAAUUGUGCGUUAAAUAUUUAUUGUUAUAUUGUUUUUCGCGCCAAUUCAACUGAUGCACCUGAGGGUUACAUCUGCUUAUCAAAAGAACAGCUGUCCAACGACUAAUUAAUACGCUAUUAUUAUCAUAUAUUAACUUGUCAAUUUACGAAUUUAUAUUUUAUCAAUAUUAUGCAAGGUAAUUGACGUUGGAAAAUUUGACGUGUGAAUUUUGUCAUAAUCAUUAUCAGUACGAACGGUUGAUAUAUGAAACCCGUGAAUGUCAUUUGAACAGAAAAAUGUCCGGUGAUUCAGGAUGGAACGCCGUAAUUCAUCGUCCGUCAGAGCUAGAGCUACAGAAUUGGAAUUGGGACGAAAACGAUGGGGAACCCGAACGCGAAUUACCCUCUACCGUGGACAUGGACGCCAUAAAAGGUGGUGGUAGUUGGGACCCAGCAACUGAAAAAAAUGAAAGUGAUUCUGUUGAUUCGGAAGAAGAUUCUGAUUCGGAUGAAGAAAGUUCUGGUGCUACUGAUGGCACUUGUUCGGUUUCAGAAUCUGGAUCAGAUGAUGAGAGCAGUGGUGAUGAAUGUGAUGACUCCAGCAAUUCUGAUUGUUCUUCCGAGCAUAGCGAACAAACAUUUUCAAUUCGUGAAACAAAUUUUGAUCAAGGUGGUCUCAAAUUAAAAAUAACUAUGAAAGCACAAAAAAAAGAUAAUAAUGUUGAUAAUAAUGUUGUUGUUGCUGCUGCUGUUGCUGCUGAUAAUAAUAAAUCAAAAUGUGAUAAUAGUAAAGUUAAUAAAAAAAUAUUAACGCGUAAAUCCAAAGCAACGUGUAGUUUAAAAACAUCUGAAUGUACUACCGAUGAUUCAGACUCGUCGGCGGGCCCGACAUCGACAUUGAAUCAAUCUUCACUUCCAGUUACGUUACAGUCACAUCAGCAACAACAAAAUAAUCAGCAGCAACAAUCAUCACAAGCGCCUUUACAAGAAAUAAAUCAAGAACAUUUGUCAGCAAUUAUUCCUGAUCAAGAAGACACGCCAUUUGAUGGUUUCGAAGACUCAGAGAGUGGUCGAUUAGUAUCUAAAGCUAUUGAACGUAUGUCAUUGAGUGCUGAUUCAGAUUCAAGUGAGAACACAAAUCAAAAUCCAGUGCCUGUUUAUAGUUCAACAUUACUACAACAGUUUGUUGAAAAGACAGCAUUAUUAUCAGAACCGCGAAAAAGACGCAGCAAAGCUGGUAAAAAAACCGCCGAUUCUGAGUAUACAUUUACAGCAAAUGUAUCACCAGAUUCAGGUAUUCAGUCUGUUAAUAAUAGUCCACUACAUUUAACAACAACUCCAGCUAGUCCACCAGCACCUUCACAGUCACCAGUGCAAUCGACAUCAGUACCAGCGUCAGCACCACCCCCACCACCUAAACCAGCUGUCAAUGUUGAUCGUGUAUUGUACCCACCUAAAAGAAAACCAGGUCGGCCUGCUAAAAUGGUAUCAACACAACCACGUGGUCCUGGUAGGCCACGUUUGAAGCCAGAUGUAGUUGAAAAAAUAGCUAAAAUAGAACGAAACUCAAGUCCUGUUGUCAGUAACAAUAAACGUGAAACGAGUACUAGUAAACGUGGCAAACAAUCGGUUAAAAGUAACAAUAAAUUGUCAUUGCCUCAAGAAAAUAAAGAAGAAUUUACGAGGAAUCAAAGGUUAAAAAAUAAAAAAAGUAUUGUUAAUAAUGGAGAAACGUCAGUGUCUGCUAAUUCUACUGCUACUACUACUUCAAGUACUAGUAGUAAUAAAAAUUCAACUUGUUCUACUGAUAAUAAAAAUAAUUCACAUGAUGAUAAUAAGUGCCUGAGUAAUAAAUCUAAUGUUAGUAAUAAAAAAUUAACAAAUAAGGAUAAGGAUACAUUUAAAACAUGCGAACAAGUAUGUAAAAAAUUACGACAUGAUAAAUCUGUUGAGUCAAAUAAAAGUACGUCACCCCUGAGACAAAAAGUAAGCAAUGAUCAUGGUUGUAAUGAUGAUAAGACAAUUAAUAAUAAUAGUAGCGGUGCUGUUACUAAAAAAAGUUCAAAGGAAAAUAGGGUUGCUGAAAGUUGUUCUUCACCAUCGGUAAAUAAAAAGCAGACUGUGUCGAAGAAACCAACAGCCACAGCAUCAGUAUCAGCAGUAACUCCAAUAGUGACAGUAAUUCCAGGACCAAAACGUGUUCUUAAAGAAAAUAAAAGCAGUAAAAAAGUAUCUGAAACAAACGGUGUCGGUGUACAAACAGUAAUUUCUGUUCCUGUUGAUUUAAAACCUGAGGAUAUUGAAAUAAAGACAGACAAGUGUGAUAAAUCCGUACAAUCAACGACAAAUAAUCGGUUUAAAAGUAGUAAUAAUAAUCAUAAUAAUAAUAGUAGUAGUAAUCAUCACCACCAUCACCAUCAUCAUCAUCAUCAUAAGCACAAGCGACGAGUUGUCAUACCACCAAAACAGCCAAUCCGUGUUGAUCCGACAAUUGUUGAAGAGUUGGAAAAACUUAUUGAUGAUUUUUCAAAAUCAUGCAGUCUUGGUAAAAAUAAUAAUAAUUCAAAUUUUACUGAAUUACCACAAAUAUUUCGUGUUAAAAAAAUAACUAAAAAACGUAAAGGUGACGCAAGUACAAAUGAUGAACAAAAAUCAUUAAAGAGACGAUUGAAAAAGGAUAAAAUUUCUGGUGGUGGUAGUGGUGGUAGCAGUGGUGAUUCUAAGAGCAGUAAUCAAAAUUCAAAUACACCAUCAAAUCCAAAUGAACAGAGAUUACCAUUGAAAAAACGCCAUUAUCAUUUAUCAAGUCCACACAGCUCACAGAGCUCUAAUGCCAGUUCAACUGAUACUAAUAUUAACGAAUCGAAUUCAAUGGAAAGUCAUAUUGAAGAAGCUAUUGAAGCGACUAUUGAAAGGUACAGCGGUAGUCCAUCAUCAUCAUUAUCUAGUAAUUUACAUAAUCAAAAAGAAAAAGAUAUUGAUUCUCAAACACUUAAAAAACGUCUGCGUGAUGCCAAUGACAGCACAAUUGCCGGUGAAUCAGCCAGCGAGAGUUCAGACAUUGAAGACAAACCUCUGAAUCGUUUGGAGCAACAGCUACCACGACGUAAGAAAAAAAUAGUACGUGAUUUACGUGUCACUGUUACUAAAUUAAUAACAUCAGACAGUAAUUCAGCGGUAAAUACCGAUAAAAUUGAUAAUAAAGUAUCAAAUGAAAAGGUUAAUAACAAAAACAUUACGGAUAAAAGUACAAGCAAAGUAGAUAAAGUCGUUGACAAACAACUGAAGACCGCUGAUAAAAGUAAUGAACAACAUCAGCAACCGGAAAAAAAUGAAUCAAAAAAAUUAACAGCUGAUAAAAAUGAUAAAGUAAAUUCAAUUGUUAAAGAUACAGAUGAUAAAGUAAAUAUUUUAGAUCGUAAAGAUAAUAAUAAAAAAGAAUUAUUGAAUGUAACAAAUUCAGUAAAUCCAGUGGCUGCUUUAAUUCUUACUAAGAAAAAAAUACGACGAAGAAAAGCUAUAAAUCGUACUGGUUUUCCGACACUUAAGAAGAAGAAGAAAAAGAAAAUAAAUGUAGUUGUUAGUAGCAAUGAUAAUAAUUACGAUGAUAACACUGAUAAAGAUAAAUUGACACUGGUACCACGUGUUGACAUCACAAUAGCAGAUUUAGAAAUAUCAAAAGUCGAAGAAAAAUCUGUUCUAUCUGAAAGUGAUGUGAAUGCAGUACUACCGAUUUUAGACGAAACUAAAAGUCAAGAUAGCGAAAAUAAUAACAAUGAUGGUGAUGAUGGUGAUGAUGAUGAUGACGAUGAUGAUGAUGACUGUGGUAUUAUUGAUGAUGAAGAUGAUGAUGAUAAAAUAGAUUCAAAUGAUUUCAAAGAUUUUCAUGAACUGUCUUGUCACAGCUAUUCCGAUGAUAUCGUCGACAGUUGUCAUGGACCAGGAUUGAGAGUUCGUCGAGACUUGGUCGAGUGUGAUGGUAGUAAACCAUGUGAUAAAUUGUGCCCAGUUAAGUAUGAAAAAAUUCAAGACUCAAGAAUUUAUGACGAAAAUGCAACACUCGAGGAAUCAUUGGAACGUUACAAUCAGAGUCAACGUAUCGCUGAAUUGAGUGAGGAAAAUUUGAAAAAACUUGAUCGUACUAAUUCACAGUCAAGUGUUUCACCGGGUUGUCUUAACAAUAAUCAUAAACGUAGAAGAGGCUCAACUAGUCCGUGUAAUUUAACACUAAGAAGCAUUAAGAGGCUUAAAAAUAAUGCUGCUGGUUAUGAUACAGAGAGUGACGUACUGCCGAGCAGUGAUGUUGCGAGUGAUGAGCCAGAAGUUGGCAACGGUAAGCAACGAAGUUUAUUACAUUUACGUAAAAAACAACCGAGAUGGAAGAAAAGAUAUCUACCAGCCGGACUAUUCUCAGAUUAUUACAAAGAAGAUGAACCACGUAAAGUUACAAACGCUGAUGGCUCUAGUAAAAAUAAGCUUACAUAUGACCCAGCAGAGCAUCCACACGGUUUAUUACCACCACCAUAUCACUGUGGUAAAUUUUUACGUCAACGUAAAAUACCCUUUCAAUUGCCUUAUGAUCUUUGGUGGCUUCACACACAUUCGCGUUUACCUGGACGUGACUUGGUACCCUCGUGGAAUUACAGAAAAAUUCGUACGAAUAUUUACUAUGAUGUCAAACCAACGACAUUGUAUGAACCACAGGCAUGCGAAUGUAAAACAGACAGUGGUUGUGGUGAUGAUUGUAUCAAUAGAAUGGUAUUCAGUGAAUGUUCAUCCCAAAUGUGCCCUUGCGGUGAUCGUUGCGGUAACCAAAAAAUUCAGCGACACGAGUGGACUCCAGGAUUGCAAAGAUUUAUGACUGAAAAUAAAGGCUGGGGUGUCAGAACAAAAGAUUCUAUUAAAACAGGUUGUUUUAUAUUGGAGUAUGUCGGCGAAGUUGUUUCUGAAAGAGAAUUUAAAUCACGCAUGGCUACAAGAUAUGCCAACGACACGCAUCAUUAUUGUCUUCACCUAGACGGCGGGCUGGUAAUUGACGGUCACCGAAUGGGUGGUGACGGUCGUUUUGUCAACCAUUCAUGCGAGCCUAAUUGCGAAAUGCAAAAAUGGAGUGUCCAUGGUCUACCACGCAUGGCAUUAUUUGCAUCACGCGACAUUGAAUCUGGUGAAGAGUUGACUUAUGAUUACAAUUUCGCUCUGUUUAAUCCAUCUGAGGGACAAAUAUGUAGAUGCGGUAGCAGUGCGUGCCGUGGUGUAAUUGGAGGGAAAAGCCAACGUGUUGCAAGACCACUUGCAACUCCAGCAUUGCCACCGAUCGAAAACACCGAACGCAGAUCUGUCGGUCGUCCUCGUAAAAAUGUCCGUAAAUCAAAUCAAAUAUUAGCAAUGUCCAAGGGUUUAUGUAAAACGCGAAAAGUUGGUGAUUCAAGUUUGAUAAAUACGCCAAUGAUGAAGCCAAUGUCACAGCAACAACGACAUUUUGCCCAGCAGCAUCACUGCUUUUUACUGAGAAACUUGGAAAAAGUUAAACGAAUGAAAACUCCGGUUACUCAGCAAAUAAAUACUCAAGCUAAAAAUAAAGACAGUAAAGUUAUUCCUGCUGUUAAAGAAAAAACAGCUGGUGAAUCUAAAACGCAAUCAGAUGCUGCUUUCUUUACCCAGUUAACAGCAUUGACAAAUAAUGCAUCUCGUACUGUAAGAACUCGUCGUUUAGCUCAAGCUCAAGAUGAUCCAGAAGUUAGUAAAACAGCUAAAUUAGCUAAAGUAUUAAAAGAUUUGUACAAUGUUGUAGCUACGGCAAAUGAUGAAAAUGGUGUAUUACUUUGUAUUCCAUUUGUUACGUUACCUCCUAAAAGAAAACUUCCAGAUUACUAUGAAAAAAUUCAAGAUCCCAUUGACUUGACUAUCAUUGACCAGGGUAUCAGUACCGGUCAUUAUAAAACAGCCGAACAAUUUGAUAAUGAUAUAAUUAAAUUGUUUGAUAACAAUGUUAAAUUUUUUGGUAGAACAUCUGAAGUUGGUAUUGCAGCGGCGCGUUUACGUAAAAUAUAUUUGGGAAGUAAAACAAACUUUAUUGAAGCGAUAACAGAAGCAACAGGGUCACCACCUGCGCAAUGUUUCCUACCGCCUCGAGGCUCGACAGCUGGUGAAGAAGACGUUAUCAGAUGUAUUUGUGGUUUACACAGAGAUGAGGGUUUAAUGAUACAAUGCGAGCGUUGUUUAGUAUGGCAACACUGCGACUGCGUUAAAGCUGAUACUAGUGCUGAGUCUUAUCUAUGCGAACGCUGUCAACCACGACCUGUUGAUUAUGAAAUACCACUUGAAGGUGAAGAAGAAGAAAAAGAUAAAAAACAUUACGUUACGUUGAUGAGGGGUGAGCUACAAUUAAGACAGGGCGAUACUGUCUAUGUACUUCGGGAUACUCCUGAAAAACACACGUAUAAAACAAUUGAAAAGUUUGAUUAUGAACAAAUGGACAUAUUUAGAAUUGAAAGAUUGUGGAAAAAUGAUCAAGGAGAAAGAUUUGUUUUUGGUCAUCAUUAUUUACGUCCGCAUGAAACUUAUCAUGAACCGACGAGAAAGUUUUAUGAAAAUGAAGUCGUUUGUGCGCCGCUUUAUGAAGCUGUACCGUGUGAUUUAGUUGCGGAAAGAUGUUGGGUACUUGAUCCUCACACUUAUUGUAAAGGACGACCUGUUGGUGCUGCUCCGGAACACACUUAUGUUUGUGAAUAUAGAGUUGACAGGGCUGCGAGAUUGUUCACUAAAGUUGCAAGAGCUCGUCAUCAAGUUUGUACUAAACCAUAUGCUUUUGAAACAUUUCCACAACGUAUCAAACACUACCGUACUUAUUUGCCUCAUAGUUUAGAAAGUAUUCAAGCAAUAAAAGCGAUGAGAGAAAAGAAAAAGAGCGCAGCACAUACAGACAGUGACCAUAAUCAUAAAACGGAGGCUGAUGCUAAAGUAAAUGGGAAAGAUAAUUCAAAGUCACUUGGAAAAAAUAGGAAUAAAUCGUGUGAAGAUCAAACCACUACCCGACUUACUGUCUCGCCCGCUCAAAGAGAAGAACAACGAAAGAGAUUGAAUCGCAUUCUUAAAAAUUUACUCCAACGAAUGCCGAAUAAGAAAGAUCCAUUGGAUCUGUCAUUUUUAUUAGAACGUAAUCGUAGAAAUCGUAAGCGACCCAGUGGAUGUAAACAGUGACAGUGGAUGAAACGCACGCAGAAGUGUUGCGCCACUUUAUGUAAGUAGUUACUGUACAAAUUAUUCUAGAAAAAAAUAAAAAAUAAUUAGAAAGAACCGAAACAAAAAAAUAAUUAAAUUAAUUUUUUAAUAUAUAAAUAUCAUUUGAAAAUAUUGGCAUUAUUAAUUAUAAUCUAUAUUGAAUUAUUAAUUAUCAUUAACUUUUAUUAGUAAUCAAUUUAAAAAAAAUUAUUGUUUACAUUUUAUUUCCACAUAAAAAAAAGCUAUCCCGUCCAUUCAGCUUAAUUAUAGCUUCUGUCAUAUUAUGUAGUUAAUUGUCUAAUUAAUAUUGGAGCUAAUUUGUAAUAUAUAUAAAUAUUUAUCAAUCUAUUUAAGUAAUAAUUAUAAAAUCUAAUCAAUGACCAGUGAAAAAUGUGUAUUUUAAAAUUAAUAAAUAAACAGUAAUAUCACUCUUUAAUUAUUAAUUUAAUAAUUAAUAGUCUCCUUAUUAGCUCCAAUAUAUAAAUCUAUCAUUAUCUUAUUACAAUAUUAUGUAUUAUUAUUAUUACAUAAAAAAGAAAUAUCGAUCAUACAAUUUAGAGACUUAGACUUAAACUUAAGUGUAAAAGAACAACAAUAAAUUUGUCGAUUUUAUAAAAUUAUAACUCACGUUCUACUGGACAAGAUUCAAAAUUUGUACAGAGUUAAUUGUAAAUUAUUUUAAUUCUUAUUUGAUAAAAGAGAGAAAAAAAUGUUGUUGAGUCCAGAUUAUAGUUGAUUAUAUAAAUUAUAAUGGAGAAGAAGCGAAUGAAAAUUAAAAAAACAAAAAAUGAAAAAGGUAAAUAUAAUAAUUGAAGUGUAUUAUAAAUAAUACACAUGUAGCUUUGUUGCACAAAAGGAUAAUAUUAUAUUUUUAAUAAUCCCAGUGUUAUUAAAAGUAAAGUAGUAGAAAAAAAACAAUCAACUUUU